Populus trichocarpa (black cottonwood) is the source of this 1046-nucleotide messenger RNA. Its product is annotated as peptidyl-prolyl cis-trans isomerase CYP22. The record is from RefSeq and is a predicted model, not a curated record. Bases 110 to 625 code for a protein of 171 amino acids. Gene Ontology annotation, biological process: protein folding; protein peptidyl-prolyl isomerization. Lineage: Eukaryota; Viridiplantae; Streptophyta; Magnoliopsida; Malpighiales; Salicaceae. Gene Ontology annotation, molecular function: peptidyl-prolyl cis-trans isomerase activity. Gene Ontology annotation, cellular component: intracellular membrane-bounded organelle. The transcript has 6 exons.
UGGAACACGUACACCCACAAAACCCUUCAUCAAAAAACACACUCAGUCAGAGAGAGAGAGAGAAGCAGAGAAAGCGAAACAGCGAGAGCGAGAGCAGUUCAGUGCUUCAAUGGCGUCAGGAGGAGGAGGAGGGAGUGUAGAGUGGCACUUGAGACCACCAAACCCUAAAAACCCAAUCGUCUUCUUCGAUGUUACAAUCGGUACCAUCCCUGCUGGUCGUAUCAAAAUGGAGCUCUUCGCUGAUAUUGCCCCUAAAACCGCCGAAAAUUUCAGGCAGUUUUGCACAGGCGAGUACAGAAAAGCUGGAUUACCUGUUGGUUACAAAGUAUGUCAAUUUCAUAGAGUGAUUAAGGAUUUUAUGAUUCAAGCUGGUGAUUUUCUCAAGGGUGAUGGUAGUGGUUGUGUUUCUAUUUAUGGGCUUAAGUUUGAGGAUGAAAAUUUUGUUGCCAAACAUACCGGCCCUGGUCUACUUUCAAUGGCAAAUAGUGGGCCAAAUACCAAUGGUUGUCAGUCGAAAACUUCAAUAUUCUACCGGCAUCUGAGAUUCCUGUGUGUCUUCCACCUCACUAUGAUUUCGUUAUAUAGAGGGUGCUUGGAGAUGGUCUUUUGGUUAUUCGAAAGAUAGAGAAUGUGGCAACAGGACCCAACAACCGACCAAAACUGCCAUGUGUUAUUGCAGAAUGCGGAGAAAUGUAGAGGUUGAGUUCAAGAGGAACAUUUCUUUAGGACAAUAUCAUCAUCUUAAUUGACUACUGACCUUUGACCUCCCUAAUGGAUGGGUUUUUGUAUUCCUUCUCAAAAUGGUGGCGGGGAGGGAAGAACUGACUCUCUGAAUGCAUUAACUACAAGUAAAAAAAAAAGAGUAGUUAUCAUGUUUUCUGCUUCAGUUUCUGAAGUGAGUGCUAGAAUGGAUAAUUUUUGGGUUGGAUAGGAUAGAUGUGAGAUGCUUUAGAUUUUUGUAUUUUAGGGUAUGGUUUUGAUUGUAAUUUCUGAAAAAAACUUGUGAUUGGAUAAAUCUCGAGCACAGAUCAUUUUUAUUUGGAAAA